Rotaria sp. Silwood2 is the source of this 351-nucleotide messenger RNA. Lineage: Eukaryota; Metazoa; Rotifera; Eurotatoria; Philodinida; Philodinidae. The record is from the annotation of a GenBank genome assembly.
AUGGAUAAUGAAUUUGAUCGAUACUAUAUAAAAAUUCAGACUAUUUUGGGAAUAGAUCCAAAGAAAAUUCACGAAGAACUUGCAACAGCUUUGGGACCCAAUGCUCCAUCAUAUCAAACAGUUACAAGACUUCAUACAUAUACCAAAGAUCCAUUACCACCUUCUGCACCAAGAAAAACUCGACCAUCAACAAAGAAUAAAAUUGAUAAAUGUCUUACAUCAAUCAGUCCUCAUGUUCAGAAAUUGAUUUAUACUGAAGCCAUUGAUAAACGAAAAGGUGCUAUUCUGUCUGGUAAGCUACCAUUGAAUCCUGAGCAGUAUACUCUGAUGCAAAAACUUGGUGCAACAUGA